Molecule: messenger RNA, 672 nt
Organism: Anopheles nili
Lineage: Eukaryota; Metazoa; Arthropoda; Insecta; Diptera; Culicidae
Product: general odorant-binding protein 67-like
Exons: 2
Molecular function (GO): odorant binding
Source: RefSeq, a predicted model, not a curated record
AUGGCUUCAUACGCAACGACGAUUGGUGUGGUCUUGCUCGCGGUGGUAAGUGAUCGAGGAGUCUCAGAAAAGCUCGGAGCUGCGAGCUUUCUGUUGAGCUUUCGCAUCCCGUUCUAGACGUUCGGGCAGGCGACAGACGAGCGUGAGGAGCACGUGAAGUGCCACCAACAGAUGACGGUCAGUGUGGAUGAUUGUUGCAAGAUUCCACACCUUGCCGAAAAGUCCAUCGUCGACAAGUGCAUAUCCGAACACCCGUUCAAGCCGAACUGGAAAACGCUGAAAGGAACUGAUCGCCACCCGGGAGUGUGCAUCGCCCAAUGCAUCUUGACGGGGAUGGGUGCUUACUCGAACGGCAAGCUGGAUGAAGCGGCCUUCACGAAGGUGGUUGCUCCAGUAGUCAAGGGAGACACUGGUUUCGCUAAUCUACUCAACCAGACCGUCCAUGAUUGCACCGCGAUGGUGACAUUUGACAGUGGGUUCGACCGUACGGUGAAGGAAUGUGACGGUAUGCCGAAGGAGUUCCUCAACUGUGUCUACAGCACGAUGUUUAAGAAAUGUCCCACCACGGCCUGGACCGAGCGCAAGGAAUGUGCGUUGCUGAAGGACAAACUGGACCAGGGUUGUCCAUACUUUGCCCUGCGCAAACAUGGCCAUCGCAAGAACCGUCACUAA